GAGUUGGCCGUGAUUAAUUUGAUCAAAAAUGGCAACUCCUUACAAGGAGUUGCUAGACCUGUCACAAUGUCUGAAAAGGGAAAAGUUAUUUGUGGAGUCAGAGAAGGCUCAGAUUCAAGAUUUAAACAUCAAGGUGAUGCGCGCCGUCGAGGAUCUGUACCACCUGUCGUGGAUCACGCGCCAGCAGCAGGUGAACCUGGAGGGCCUGAUCCUGUCGCGGGGCGACAGUACACCGGCCGGCUGCUGCCGCCGAGACACCCAGCUGCAGGCGGCCAGCUUCGUGGACAGCUACAAACAGCUCGGACCCAUCGACCCGUUCUACUCUGAGCUGCUGCAGCAGCUGCGCAGCUCGCCGCCGCUGGUGGCGCGCCUGCUGCUGCACUGCGAGCAGAGCGAGCCGGCGCGCGUCACCCAGCUGGUCAACACCGUCUACUCGGGCGUCUUCGGCAACGGCAUCCUGCAGGAGGACGGCAGCUGCAUCCUGCAGGUGCUGCGGGAGCUGAUGGUCACCCAGGUGGUCAACUCCGAGGAGCCGCAGCGGCUGCUGCGCCGCGGCUCCUGCGUGUUCAGCCGCGUCUACAAGGCGUUCUGCGAGGGCCUGUUCGAGGCCAAGCUGUUCCUGACGUCGGCCCUGCACCAGCCCACCAUGCAGCUCAUCAUGGACGACGAGUGGUACCUGGACAUCGACCCCAACAAGGUGGACGAGGGCCUGUCUGCGGAGGAGCGCGCCGCGCGGCCCGUCUCCGGGGACGGUCCGCCCCACUCGGCCGUCGCCGACCGGCUGGCGCGGCUCACCGAGAGUUUCGUCUCGGAGAUCACGGCCAGCGCGGCGUGCUUCCCGGCCAGCCUGGCCUGGGUGGUGCGCACGCUGCGCGAACUGCUGGCUGAGGCCGGCCGCUGCUCGCCCGACCAGCUGAGCGCCAUCUGCGUGGACCUCAUGUUCGCCUUCUUCAUCUGCCCGGCCGUGGUGGACCCGGUGCAGUACGGCCUCCUGGAGGCGCCCGUCAGCCCGGCGGCGCGCCACAACCUGAUCCAGGUGGGGCAGAUUCUGCAGGUGCUGGCCAUGGACCAGGCGGACCAGGUGGACCCACGCCUGCGGCCCUUCUACGACCGGUUCGACAAGGCUCGCAUGCCGGCGCUGGUGUCGGCGGUGCUGGCCGGCGGAGGCGGCGCCGAGGCCGGGCCGGCCGGCGGGCCGCCAGAGCGUGGCUCGCACCUGGUCGGCCUGAGUCGCUCGGCCGUGCUGGUGACGCGCCAGCACCUGGACCACCUGGUGACGCUGGUGCGCGGCCUGGCCGCCCGCUCCGCCGACCCCGCCGACAAGAAGCUGCUGGAGGGCUUGGUGGCGCACCUGCCGUCUCCGGAGCCGCCGCCGCCGCCCCCGGGGACGGCGCCCCAGGGCGGCCAGGCCGGUCACGGCACCGGCGCCCAGGGCGGCCGACGAAACCGCAUCAUGGACAAAGUACACCAGCGUCGCGCGCGCAGUAUCGGCGGCACGGCCGGCGCCGCUCAGCCGGCUCCCUCCGAGGAAUCGGCUCUGGAGGUGCUAGUGGUGUCGCUCAACACCCCCGGCGCCUGUCCCGGCAUGAUCCCUGAACAAAAGGUGCUGCGGGCCGGCCAGCAGUCGGACGGCGGUGCUGUGCCGCCGGACGCCGGUGACUCGGGCGCCCCCUCGGAGCCCGAUGAUCGGGAGAGUCUCACCUCCGCCUCGGCCGCCGUACCCGAGACGGCCGAGAAGCGCACCCGGUUCAGCCUCAGCCAGGAGCUGGAGGGAUCCAUCGGCAACACGUCCGACAUUUUGGAGGUGAUUUCUGAGGGCGCCAGUCAGCUGAGUGCCAGUGACGACUCCAGCCUGGAGGACGCCGAACAGUACAAGGAGGACAACCUGAGCGACAUGAUAUCGGCCAACGUGUCCGGCAGGGAGACGCCCAACGUCUCUGGUCGCAACACGCCCUCCUCCCAGGUCACCGACGAGACGGACGCAGCCGUCGGCGGUGGCGGCGGCGGCCGGCCCGGGGCGCGCGCCGCCCCCGCCCCCGCGCCGCCGCCGCCCAAACCGCCCGCUACCGUCAUCGAGGACAAGUUCGGCAAGUUCAACAUCAAACCGCUCAACGAAGACGAGACGGUGUCGAUGGUGUCUGACACGUGGAGCACGGACGUGCUGGCGAGCGACACGGAGACGGUAGAGCAGGCCGAGGCGCCGCUCUCCUCCCGACAGCUGCUCGACCUCUGCACGGGCUCGGUCGGCGUGGACAUCAGUGAGACGGCCUCGGAGGCCUGGAGCACGGACGUGCUGGCCUCGGACUCGGAGCGGGACCGGCUGGCGGAGGUGGACGCCGACGACUCGGUGAGCGUGGCGCGCUCGGACGACACGGCGCGCUCAGAGCCGGCCGCCGCGCCCGGCUCGCCCGCCCUCAAACCGUCGGCCAGCGCGCCGGCCGUGGCGGCGGCGGCGGCUGCCGCGGGGGCGGCCGGUCCGGCCGGCGGAGGACCCCCGCGCGCCGAGCGCGGUCGCCAGAUGUCCGGCGAGUCGGUGUCGUCCGACUUCAGCUCCGCCUCCGGCCUGCAGCGGGAGCGCGGGCGGCAGGCGGCGGCGGCGGCGGGGUCUGCGGGCCGCGCGCCGGCCGCCCAGUCGCUGCCCGCGCCGCCGCCGGCCGCCGCGGCCGCGCCGCCCAGCCCGCCGCGCAGUCCGACGUCUGCCGGCGCGCCGCCGCCGCUGCCGGCGGUGGAGCCGUGCUCCUCGAGCAGCAGCUGCAGCGAGAUCGCUGAGUCGGCCGGAGCGGCUGCCGAGUCGGCCGCAGCCGCCGCCGAGUCGACCGUGUCUGAGCCCGCAGCGCGGCCGGCCGCCGCCACCGGCGCCAUACCAAAGUCCAUCAGCUUCGACAAGACGGCCGAGCGGGGCGACCGGCGCUCGACCGACGACCAGGCCCGCCGGGGCUUCUUCAAGAGUCUCAAACUGCCAUUCGCCAAGAACCGCCGGAAGGGGUCGCGGGAGCUCGUCGCUGAGAGGCUGGAGCGUGGCUCCGGUGACGGACGGGAGGUGACGGAGCGGCGGUCCGCACCGCCGCCGGUCGACUCCGCUGAGACGUCGGACGACAUCCUGGCCAAGUACCGGCGCAAGGGCUCCGACCCCGCCGCGCAGCGGCGGCCGGGCGGCCCGGCCGGACCGUCAGAGACCGGCGCAGAGGAGGAGCCCGCGGCCGACCUGGUGCGGCUCGCCAUCGACCCCAACAACGUGGAGGCCUCGUACGCGUUCUCCGACGCCAAGAGGAAGCUGCGCCGCGUGCUGUCCGCCGCCAACGUGCAGACCUUCCCCUGGAGGCCGCAGGCGGCGUCCGGCGACCAGCAGUGUGCGCUGCUGGCCUUCCUGCGCCUCCAGCUCUCCGAGUACAUCAGUCUGCAGGACCACGCUCUGAUGGCGCAGCUGCACGAGACGAUCCGGUGUGUGUCGCUGCUGGACGCGGCCGGCCGCGCGGCGCUACUGCGCUCGCUCCGGGACGACUACGCGGGUCGCAGUGCCUACACGGCCUACCUGGUGCGCUGCCGGAACGGUCUGCUGGACACACUGGCGCACCUGCAGCUGACCGCCCAGCACGUGCGCCGAGACCAGGCCGUCUGCACGCGCGCCCUGGUCGACAAGUGUGUGCUGCUCUUCCUCGAGAGACACAAGAACACCCUGAAGCGCUUCAAGGCGAGUUUCCAGCAGGCGGCCGCCUCUGACGAGAAGACGGACCUGGUGGAGCGCUUCCUCACCCACCUGGGCGACGAGCUGCUGCGCGACCCCGACUGGCAGGUGGCCGACGACAAGCAGCUCCUCCUGGCGCGAGAGGCCAUCGAACAGAUGGUCAUGGCCAAGAUCUACACUCUGGCGCUGUACCCGAACGGCGAGGCGGACGUGAGCCGGGACCAGGUGCUGACCGGGCACAUGCGGCGGCUGGCGCUGGUCGUCACCCCCUCCCACCCGGACCUCAAGAUCCCCAGCGUCUACCACUACGAGCAGCCGUGGCCCAGCGCCCAGGCCGAGAUCGUGGCGCUCAACGCGUACAAGACGGCGCGCGACAAGGUGUCGUGCGUGACGCGCUGCUGCGCGGCCAUCAUGAACCUGCUGCACAUGGCCAGCGAGCGCUCGGUGCCGGCCGCCGACGACCUCAUCCCCGUGCUGGUGUUCGUGCUCAUCAAGGCGUGUCCGAGCUCGCUGCUCUCGACCAUCCAGUACGUGGGCAGCUUCUACGGCGAGCGGCUGAGCGGCGAGGACCAGUACUGGUGGACCCAGUUCUGCUCGGCCGUCGAGUUCAUCAAGACCAUGGACUACAACUGAGGCCGGCCCGAGGCGGGGGCGGGGGAGGUGCGGCCGACCCGUCCUGUGUCCGGUAACGCAGCCCGGCCGGCCGGCACGUGUGACGGGCGGCGGUGUACUCAGUGCGGAGGGCGGGCGGUGGAGGGCGGCCGGGCGCGGCUCCCCGGGCAGAGCGGGCGGCCCACCGGCGCCGGCCCGCGCCAGGUGAUCAGUAGCGCUGUUACGGCGGUAGGCACUGCGGUGGCGUCUAACGCGUUGUUGGCUGAGGCGUAUCAUGCUUUUCGCAUUAUCAGUAAAUUAUAUGUGUACGGUUUGUAUGCUAAAACAAAAACAAUAAUAUAUGUAACACAAUAUGCACC
This is a messenger RNA of Amphibalanus amphitrite, 4656 nucleotides long. Its product is annotated as GTPase-activating protein and VPS9 domain-containing protein 1-like. Gene Ontology annotation, molecular function: small GTPase binding; guanyl-nucleotide exchange factor activity. Gene Ontology annotation, biological process: regulation of GTPase activity; vesicle-mediated transport. The record is from RefSeq and is a predicted model, not a curated record. The transcript is spliced from 19 exons. Gene Ontology annotation, cellular component: cytosol; endocytic vesicle. Lineage: Eukaryota; Metazoa; Arthropoda; Thecostraca; Balanomorpha; Balanidae. The coding region runs from base 29 to 4318 and encodes 1429 amino acids.